This is a messenger RNA of Monopterus albus (swamp eel), 5613 nucleotides long. It is a transcript of the gene ube3b, whose product is annotated as ubiquitin protein ligase E3B. Bases 359 to 3565 code for a protein of 1068 amino acids. The record is from RefSeq and is a predicted model, not a curated record. The transcript has 28 exons. Lineage: Eukaryota; Metazoa; Chordata; Actinopteri; Synbranchiformes; Synbranchidae. Gene Ontology annotation, molecular function: ubiquitin protein ligase activity. Gene Ontology annotation, biological process: protein polyubiquitination; ubiquitin-dependent protein catabolic process.
UUUAUUCUCUACUAGAAAUACAAAGUUGCUUUUACAACACGAAGAAAUAUAUUUUGGAAUAUUUUAGAGCUUCUGUCGAUAAAUGCUCUCAAAUAGCGAUCUAAACAUAAACGCAAACACUACCCGGAAUCCUUUUAUGCGACACAAGGGAUUAAUGGCUGCAGUCAGUAACGUUAUACGGAUCUUCUCUCAUUGUUUACAUUUAGAAAUGAGAUGGCAAGUUAGUCUUCAUGUUUUCAUUUGGCUCUACUCCUGUUUGCACCUCAAGGACAACCAAAUGACUGAGGAGGUAUAACGCCAGGAGAGCCUAAAGGCCAGAAAAAGAAAACUUCAACUGAGGACCAUCGCAGGGCGUACAAUGUUUGGUGUACCUCAAAGCUCCAAGUCUGAGUUCCUGGACAAAGCCAGGCAGGCCAGAGAGGAGAGGAAAGGACUGAAGGAGAAGGAGAGAGCAGCAAUUCAUAUCCAGGCCCUGGUCAGGAAAUUUCUCUGUCGCUGCAGACUUCAGAAGGAAAUAAGGAAAGAGGUUGAUGACUAUUUUAAAGCCUCUGAAACUGGGACGUCAAAAAGAAAUGCACUUUCAAUUUUCAAAAUUGCUCGAAAAUUACUGUUCAUAUAUUGCCAAGAGGAUAAAAUGAGGUUUGAGAAGCUGUGUCGUGCUAUUCUUGCCAGCAUGGAGGUGGAAAAUGAACCUAAAGUCUGGUAUGUGUCCUUGGCUCUCUCCAAAGACCUCACCAUUCCCUGGCUCAAACAAAUAAAAGAUGUGCUGUGGACCUGCUGUCAGCUGCUGAAGAAUUUAAAGCCUGACAUACUUCAAGACAAUAAAUUGGUAACACUGUACCUUACCAUGCUGGUGACUUUCACAGACACUUCAACCUGGCGGAUAGUCAAAGGGAAAGGAGAUGCUCUUAAACCGGCUUUGACAAAGAUUUGUGAAAAUAUCAUGGGCCACCUCAAUCAAAAGGGAUUCUAUUCAGUACUGCAGAUCUUGCUGACCAAUGGCUUGGCUCGCUCUAAACCAUCUCUCUCCAAAGGCACUCUUACAGCCAUCUUCACUUUGUCAUUAAGGCCAGUUAUUGCUGCACACUUCUCCGAUAACCUGCUAAGAUCAUUCCUCAUUCACAUCAUGUCAGUUCCAGCUGUUGUAUCCCACCUCAGUGUGCUUACUCCAGAGUGUACUGCAUCCAUCCAGACUCAUGAUCUCCUGCGGAAGUUCAUUUUGUUUCUCAGUCGGGAAGAACAGUGUUCGGACAUCUGUGUGUGUCUCGAGGGAAGUCACACACUCUGCUUACUUGGCAACCUGAUUCACUUGGGUUACCUCAAUGAGAAAGUCCUUGAAGAGGAGGCCAGCCAUUUUGUGAAGGACCUGACUGACAUUCUGUCCUACUGCCAGAGAUAUGUAUCCCAAAAGAAGUCCAACCUUACCCACUGGCACCCCGUUCUGGGCUGGUUCUCACAAACCGUAGACUAUGGUCUGAACGAGUCGAUGCCAUUGGUCACUAAACAGCUUCAGUACCUGUGGAGUGUUUCUGUCAUUCGAACACUCUUCAGUGAUGUCCUUUCUAAAAAGCUGGAGAGUCAAGAACCCACUCCCCCACCUCCACAGCCUAGCACAUCACAAAACAAUCUGCCAGUUAAAAAUCUCUUCAAGCGAGCAUUUCAGAAGUCAGCUUCUGUAAGAAACAUCCUGAAACCAGUGGGAGGGAAGCGGGUUGAUUCAGCUGAAGUUCAGAAGGUGUGCAGCAUCUGUGUACUGUACCAGACUGCUCUGUCUACACUGACACAAAUACGCCUCCAGAUACUCACUGGUCUGACACAUCUUGAUGACCUCUUGCCUAAGCUUUGGGCUUUUAUAUGUGAGCUUGGUCCUCAGGGAGGCCUCAAACUCUUCAUGGAGUGUCUGAACAAUGACACCGAAGAGUCCAAGCAGCUCCUGUCUAUGCUCAUGCUCUUCUGUGACUGCUCACGGCACCUCAUCACAAUUCUGGAUGACAUUGAAGUCUAUGAAGAGCAAACAUCUUUCAAGAUUGAGGAACUCAUCACUAUCUCAUCAUUUCUGAACACAUUUGUGUACAAGAUGAUAUGGGAUGGCAUCUUAGAAAAUGCUAAGGGGGAGAAGCUGGAGUUGUUCCACAGUGUUCAUGGCUGGCUGAUGGUACUUUAUGAACGGGACUGCAGACGAAGGUUCACCCUCGAUGACCACUGGCUACGCAAGGACCUGAAGCCCAGCCUGUUGUUUCAAGAGCUUGAAAAAGGGAAGAGAAGGGCCCAGCUGUUAUUGCAGUACAUCCCACAUGUCAUUCCACAUAAAAACAGGGUGUUGCUUUUCAGGAACAUUGUUACAAAGGAAAAAGAAAGUUUAGGAUUGAUAGAAACAAGCUCUGCAUCACCACAUGUCACCCAUAUUACCAUUCGUCGCUCAAGGAUGUUGGAGGAUGGGUAUGACCAGCUCCGUCGGUUACCAGUGAAUUCUAUUAAAGGUGUCAUUCGUGUGAAGUUUGUUAAUGAUCUGGGAGUGGAUGAGGCUGGUAUCGAUCAGGAUGGUGUCUUCAAAGAGUUUCUAGAGGAGAUCAUUAAGAAAGUGUUCAAUCCUGCACUCAACCUGUUCAAGACUACAAGUGGAAAUGAAAGGCUGUAUCCUUCACCCACAUCGUACAUCCACGAGAACCACCUGCAGCUGUUUGAGUUUGUGGGGAAGAUGCUCGGGAAAGCCAUAUAUGAGGGCAUUGUUGUGGACGUCCCUUUUGCCUCCUUCUUCCUCAGUCAAGUCUUGGGUCACCACCACAGCACUUUCUACAGCUCCAUUGAUGAGCUUCCCUCUCUGGACUCUGAGUUUUACAAGAACCUCACUUCCAUCAAGCGCUAUGAUGGAGAUGUAGGGGAUCUAGGACUGACAUUAUCCUAUGAUGAGGAUGUUAUGGGGCAGCUUGUCUGUCACGAGUUGAUACCUGGGGGGAAAACCAUGCCUGUCACCAAUGAAAACAAGAUUAGCUACAUCCAUCUCAUGGCUCACUUCCGGAUGCACACGCAGAUUAAAGAGCAAACGGCAGCUUUCAUCCGAGGCUUCCGCAGCAUCAUUAACCCGGAGUGGCUGCACAUGUUUUCCACACCUGAGGUUCAGCGUCUUGUCUCAGGAGACAAUGCUGAAAUUGAUCUAGAUGAUCUCAAGAAACACACAGUGUACUAUGGAGGUUUUCACAGCAGCCAUCGUGUCAUCAUCUGGCUGUGGGACAUCCUGUCCAGUGACUUCAGUGCUGAAGAGAGGGCUAUGUUCCUUAAAUUUGUUACCAGCUGCUCAAGGCCACCUCUUCUAGGUUUUGCUUACCUCAAACCACCUUUCUCCAUCCGUUGUGUCGAAGUUUCAGAUGAUCAGGACACUGGAGAUACCCUCGGCAGUGUCCUCAGGGGCUUUUUCACUAUCCGCAAGAAGGAGCCUGGUGGUCGGCUUCCCACUUCAUCAACGUGCUUCAACCUGCUCAAGCUGCCCAACUACAGCAAGAAGAGCAUCCUGCGUGACAAGCUGCGCUAUGCUAUCAGUAUGAACACGGGCUUUGAGCUCUCCUAAAUUGGUUGCAUCAUGACAGUCUGCACAGGAAUACUGUGGUAAGCAGCCUGAACCAAGCAAGAGGCUCAGUUCACCUGGACUGGAGCCUGUCACAUCAAAGGGGCGUCGCCUAAACAAAAGGUGAAUCAUGAAGGAUCCACAAACGCUCCUUUUGUCUCUUUUUAAAACUGCAUGAGCUCUGCUCAACUCACUCCCUCACAUCAAAGGGGAUGCUGUUUCUGCAGCACAAUCCAAUUUUAAGCAUCUCCAGCUGCCACUCCACAAAUUCAAUAUGCCAUGUAUUUAACUUGAUGAAAUAUGGAUAUGCAGCGGCUAGAUUUGUUUCUCAGGCUUACCAGAAUCAUUCUUGGAUUGAAUGCUCCCAUUUUAAGCAAACAGGGAAGCAAUACAGAUGCAAAGCAAGCCAUUAGAUGUGGUCAAUUUACUGGAGUGAAACCAAGCAAUGCAUUUAAUAUAUUUACAAGCUUGGACUCCAUUAUCAAAGCAACUUUUAGCUUAUAGUUAAAAUGUUUGCUGAAAAGGAUGGAUCUUUCAUUAAUGGAAGACAAAUCAAUGUCUUGCAUUCAACCUCCAUGAAGGAGGUUCAUAACUGACACUGUGUUAAAUACAUUAUGUCCCAUUUCAAGAUGUUGACCUCAUUCCAUUUCUCCUUGCUAAAAGACACUGGAGUCAUCUGAGAGAAGCGUUGGCCCUGUGAUUUGUAUGUUCUGGGUCUGCUUUUGUGUGAUUUAGAAAAGAUAUCCUUGCUGUAGCAUCUUUUACCCUUGAGGAGAAAGAACUGGAAAUGUUUUGUCACUAUUUGGAUCUGCCCAAUAGAGCAGCUACGGCUGCUGUGUUCAUGUCACACAUCUGUUCUAGUCCUCCACAAACAAAUAGACGAGUGAAGUCAAUCAGUGAUGUUAGUCUUUGUAUUUAAAGCUGAAGAUUUCUCACUACUGACCUUUGAAUAAUGCUGAGUGCCUCAUGUAUCGCCACUCCCCUCACUAUCACGUCUGACUGUAUUUCAACUGUAACCAGAAACCAUAUAUUGGAAGCAAGCCAUAGAAACGGGGGCUACAAACCUAGACCAUUUCUCUGCGCAUACUAACAGAACAGCGCCGAAUCUCAACCACUGUUCUACCACUACAAUAGCAACAGCCGAGGAGGGUUUUUACUACAGUGCUCUCUGAUCUCUGUGGACUUUUUAAGCCAUGUGGAAAAGAAGUUGAGGUUUAAAUGCCUCUCAACAUGAUGUCAUGGACUGGUUUCUGACUGCUUCAUUUGAUGUUCCCUUGGAUGGAAAUGCUGCACACAUUUUCUGCUGUUUGUGGCUGUUGGGGAAACGGACAUGAGAGUGAAUGCUACCUUAUAAGCCUAAAUAUUACUUCACACAGGGUUCAACUGCAUCAUAAAGUUAUGGAAGAGACUUUUUAAUCAUUUACCAGAAAAAGGAGUGCAACUAUUGAAGAAUGGGUUAUAAAGAAAAUAUCAACUAUUUACCAAGUUCUUAUGCAAAAAAAAGAAGAAAUGUUUUCUGUAAUGAAUGAGAAUAGAUACUUUUGUUAAUAACUAAUACAUCUCUAGAACAUAUUGGUAAUUGUUGCCAUGUUUCUAACUAUUAAAAUGACUAAUAACUAGUGUGAAAACAAAAAAUGGAGGAUCUCAUGUCAGCUCUCCUCCUUUUAAGCUGUUCAAGCAAAAAGUGAAAACACUGCGAAUGGAUUGACUUGACACACACUACACUGGGUGAGUGUUAGUUUUUAAAAGAGAUGAAAGAUACCUCACAAACUUAUCCGUCUCGUCUUGAUGAGGUCUCUCAUCUGUUUAAAAUGAUGUCAAUGUAGGCUAGACUUUCAAUGUGGACUGCUGGUGUUGGCUAUCGAUGCUUUUACUACAAAUAAAUAAAUACACACUUUCACGGAAAUUUUCCCAGCCAACCUGCAAAGGUUUCCAUCUCUUUUUAAAAGUGUCUUUGGGACAGACUGCACUACAGUUAUGGAGUGUGUUGUAAAAAAAAUGUAACAUUUGUCCAUCUGUAAGAUAAUUUUCCUGUAAUGUUAAAUCAUGUA